Messenger RNA from Ochotona princeps (American pika), 948 nucleotides. RefSeq names its product vomeronasal type-1 receptor 4-like. Lineage: Eukaryota; Metazoa; Chordata; Mammalia; Lagomorpha; Ochotonidae. Bases 1 to 948 code for a protein of 315 amino acids. Gene Ontology annotation, molecular function: pheromone receptor activity. The transcript has a single exon. The record is from RefSeq and is a predicted model, not a curated record. Gene Ontology annotation, cellular component: membrane. Gene Ontology annotation, biological process: G protein-coupled receptor signaling pathway.
AUGUUCCCAGGUGACACAAUUUAUAGUUUUGUUCUCAUAUGUCAGGUUUGCAUUGGUGUUAUGGCAAACUCUUUGCUCUUCCUGAUAUAUGCAUAUACCUUUUUAAUUCAACCUCAUCUGAGGAAGCUCAUAGAUUCAAUUUUCAUGCACCUGACCAUGGCCAAUAUUUUAACCAUUAUGUUCCAGUCAAUACCACAUAUCAUGUCAUCCUUCAGAGUCAAAGAUUUUUUGGACAAUAUCGGUUGCCAAACUUUUCUGUACCUGUACAGAGUUACCCGGGGCCUUUCCAUCUGCACUACGUCUCUGCUGAGUGUGUUUCAGGCCAUCACUGUCAGUCCCAGUCAUUCUAAAUGGGCGUGGCUGAAGUCUCAGCUGUCCAAGUGGAUUUUGCCCUCUUUGCUUUCCUUCUGGGUCAUCAACAUGCUGAUCUACACCUCCAUCAUUGUAACUGUGAGAGCCAGAUCAAAUUACACUAUUGUUGGCACGAAGUUUGUUCAUGCGUACUGUCAAACGAAGACGUUUCAUGAUCGCAUUACAGGGUUAUUUGAAAGUGUCAUUGUGAUCCAUGAUGUCCUGUUUAUGCUGCUUAUGAUCGGGAGCAGCCUCUAUAUGGUGUUCAUCCUGUACAGACACCGCAGGAGAGCCCGGCACAUCCACAGCCUCACUCACUCUUCUGAGUCAUCUGCAGAGAACAAAGCCACCCGCACUAUCCUCUCAACGGUGUUGUGCUUUGUGCUAUUUUACGUUGCCAAUAACUUUGUGACUUUUUAUGCGCUAUAUAGCCAUGAGAAAAACGCAAGAUUGGUGGGCAUUACUGGACUUUUAUCUUCCUGCUACCCAGCUUUCUGCCCAUUUUUGCUAAUGAAAAAUAACAAAAUUAUUUCCAAAAUGACUUCUUCCAUUGCAAUGAUGCAAAUCACGUUUUCUCCAAGACCUUUUGGUGGCUGA